Molecule: messenger RNA, 4934 nt
Organism: Photinus pyralis (common eastern firefly)
Lineage: Eukaryota; Metazoa; Arthropoda; Insecta; Coleoptera; Lampyridae
Product: UDP-glucose:glycoprotein glucosyltransferase
Exons: 18
Coding region: 311-4870 (1519 amino acids)
Cellular component (GO): endoplasmic reticulum
Molecular function (GO): UDP-glucose:glycoprotein glucosyltransferase activity
Source: RefSeq, a predicted model, not a curated record
AGGGUGCUACCAUAAGUAAGUGUUCAAUUUGGAUCGCCCUGUACAAGCGCCACUGGGAAGAGGGGGAGGCCCACCUCUCCAACAAGAGCACGCUGUACAAUUCUGAUUGGUCAACGUCUCCCAGGAUUAUGACAACCGGCAAUCGAUGGUUUUUGGUGAUUUUCUCAAAAUCAUUUUUACUAAACUAGAAUUAUUUAAUUAAAAACAACGGGAUGGUUAAGCGAAGCGUGUAAUUAAUCUCCCAGUUUUCAUGUAUAUAGUUAAAUUAUUUAAAUAAAUUAUAUAAACGCGCGAGUGGUUGUUUUUAAGAAUGUACUUCAAGUUAGUGAUUAGUUUAAUAGGGUGCUUUUUGUUGUUAAUUGGAAAUGCAAGCUCGAAAUCAAAAUCGAAAUCGGUGACAACACUGUUGGAUGCGAAAUGGAAAGUGACCCCUUUGGUUUUGGAGGUAGCCGAAUAUUUGGGUGAUGAAAAUGUAGAUUUUUAUUGGAAUUUUAUCGACUCAAUAUGCAAUUUAAGUACGCCAUUGGAAGCCAUAGAGAACGAUAGGGAGAGGUACGAGGUGAUAAUGAAUGAGGUUGCGAAGCUCGUCGGGCAAUCAGAACUGGCCAUGUUAAAGCUGGGACUCUCUCUUCAUAUUUAUUCGCCAAAAAUUGAGGCAUUUGCCCAGAUCGCCACUGAAAAGGCCUUGCCGGAGUGUAAGACUGUAGUUGAAGUAGGAGACAAGGUUACUUGUAACUUGGAGGAUAUUAAAGAGCUUGUUAGCCAGGGUGAGGGAAAAGAAAAUUUGGACGUUUAUCACAUUGAUACUCAUUAUCCCGGUUCCGAAAAUCGAAACAUAGUUGCAGCCUUGUAUGGAGAACUGGGCACUAAGCAGUUUGCCCAGUUUCAUGCCGUGCUAAAAGAGCUAGCAAUAGACAGAAAGAUCGAUUACAUUUUCCGUCACUUUGUCAGGAAUCGCGAGGAUAGACAAUUGAGAUUGUCUGGCUAUGGUGUAGAACUACAGAUGAAGUCGACAGAGUAUAAAGUUCAGGAUGAUACGCAAAUACAUGACGAGCACAGUUCCGAAGAGAGCUCGGGGGAAGAGGAAGAUGUUGAUAUCGAAGGAUUUAAUUUUGUCAAACUCAAGGGCUUGUUUCCAAAUCGCAAGAAAGACUUGGACAGAUUUAAACAGUAUUUAGAAGAAACUUCGAACGAAAUGGCCCCAUUGAAAGUGUGGCAAUUUCAAGAACUAAGUUUACAAGCAGCGCAGCGCAUCAUGAAUGCCCCGAAAGAUGAAGCACUUAAAGUGUUUACCAAUAUUGCCCAGAAUUUCCCAAUGCAGGCGAAAUCGUUAGUGAAGACUGUCGUUAAUUCCGAUAUGAAGGAGGAGAUCAAGGCCAACCAGGAGGUAUUCGGUUCCACCUUAAAUUUGCGCUCCUCCGAUACUGCACUGUUUAUUAACGGAAUGUUUUUCGACCUCGAUCUAAUCGACUUCUAUGCCAUAUUCGAUGUACUUCGCCAGGAGCAAAGGACGAUGCAGGGAUUACACACCAUUGGAAUUGAUAACGAACGUAUCAAAUCACUUAUGGCACUGGAUUUUAGUAGUACAAACAGCGAGACGCAGGAUUUCGCAAUAGACAUUCGUGACUCCGCCAUCAAUUGGAUUAAUGAUAUCGAGCAGGAUGGCAGGUAUAACCGGUGGUCUUCCAGUGUUAUGGAUUUGCUUAAACCUACGUUUCCGGGGAUGUUGAGGCAUGUUCGGAGAAACCUUUUUAACUUGGUCUUGAUUAUCAAGGCAGUCGACGUCGAGAUGCGGGGAGUGUUGAUGUUAUUGGAAUCGUUAGUUGUGCACUCUGCUCCGUUAAGGGUUGGAUUAGUGUUGUCUACAAACUCCACAUUAAGUGUUAAUGGACUCGAAGAUGCAGGGGUUGCAGUCUUGUGCGCGUUUAAUUAUGUUUCACAGAAGCACGACCCAGUAUCUGCAUUGUCCUUUUUAACAUCAUUGUACAAGUCGUCAAAUAAUGAGGUUACUGUAGAAGACGUUAAAACUGAACUCAAACGAAAAUACGACGUCGACUACGAUGAAGUACUAGGAGAAGAUUCCGCCUACGACUUUGGACGCCAACUUACCGAAGACUUCAUUCAACGAACCGGCUUACAUACCACCCCACAGGCCUUAAUAAACGGCAUACCAUUACAAAGUUCGCAAUUAAACGUAAACGAUUUUGAGGAGGCGAUUCUGCAAGAAGUCAUGUCACAAACGUCCAUCUUCCAAAAGGCGAUCUUCCACGGUAAACUAACCGACAAAGAUGACGUAAUCGAUUUUAUCAUGGGCCAGCCGAACGUAAUGCCGAGACUGAAUCAGCGAAUUUUGAACAGAGAUAGAAGUUUCUACCUCGAUAUGUCCGGAAAACCGCAAUCGUCACUGACCGUCGAAAGCCUCGCGAAACUAUCCCACAGCGGCAUGACAGCCACCGCCGUUGAGAAUGUAAAAUAUUUCCAGUUACCCAGAAAGGGAACGCGUUAUCACAGCAUGACGUACUGGAUUGUCGGAAAUUUAGCCUGUCCGAAAACGAAAAAGUUACUCAUUGCAGCUCUCGAACACUUAAAAACAAACGACGACACACGGGUUUCCUUUAUGCCUAAUAUUAAUGGUAACAAAGACGCCUAUGUAAAUAGCGUGGUGUUGGCAGCCUUGCAACAGUUACCAUCGGAAAAAGCGUACAAGUUUGUUUUGAAUUUCCUACGGUCGGAUGUGGACAAAUUUGAUGUUCCCAGUGACAUCAAAGAUCAUGUAAAAUCCCAAGAGUUAUCUCUUAAAAUGCUGAGAGUUUACGCUCAGCGAGUUUUGAAAUUUGCCGCAGAUGAUAUUGGUGUCGUUGCAAACGGUUGUGUGCUUGGUCCCUUAGAUGAGAACGAAGAGUUUACUUUGGACGAUUUUUCUUUAAUGGACCGAUUUAGUGCCGCCAUGUAUGGUGAUAAGGUUAAGGGUGCAUUAGCUAAAGCUGAGGAUGCUGAAGAAAUCUCAAGCAAUACCUAUUUCCGUAUGAUACCACUACUGAUCUCGCAACCACAAACAAAAUCUCGCUUCGACAUCACCUUCUCUGGCGACAAACAUUCGGUUCUGUCACUAUCCACCACGAAUACAGACAGAGCAGUUUUUGAUAUCGCCGCCAUUGUCGAUCCGGUCUCUCGUGGAGCACAGAAAUUAGGUCCAGUUCUGCAAAUUUUACAAGAAACACUAAAUUGUAAUAUUCGCGUCUUUUUAAACUGUAUCGAGAAGAACAGCGAUAUGCCCGUUAAAAGUUUCUAUCGUUACGUUUUGGAGCCGGAGAUACAGUUCAAUGGCGAAGGCAAGCAAGUACCGGGACCGAUUGCGAGGUUUUCAAAUAUGCCCCACUCCGUUCUUUUCACGCAAAAUAUUCACGUACCGGAAAAUUGGCUUAUUGAAGUCGUUCGUUCCGUAUACGAUCUUGAUAACAUACGGUUAGAGAAUGUCGACAGUGUGGUUCACAGCGAGUACGAAUUGGAAUAUUUACUAUUAGAGGGCCACUGCUUCGAAAGCACCAUGGGAAGUCCACCAAGAGGAUUGCAAAUCACCUUGGGUACCAAAAAGGAACCGAUAGUGGUGGAUACCAUUGUUAUGUCGAAUUUAGGAUAUUUUCAACUCAAGGCAAAUCCCGGGGCGUGGACUCUGAGACUGCGACAAGGUAGAAGUGCUGAUCUCUAUGAUAUAGUUGGGUACGUACAUUGCUUUAAUCAUACCAUAGUGUUAAUACCACUUUUUAGCCUUGAUAAAUUGGAUUUACUUAAUAAAGAUACUGAUAUUAAAGUAUUAAUUAGUUCCUUACGUUCAAAUGUGAUUAAGUUAAAGGUAUCGAAGAAACCCGAAAAAUAUAACGUCGAUUUGCUAGCUGAUGAUGAUUCUAAUUCUGGAAUAUGGAAUUCAAUUACAAGUUCGCUCACCGGCGGCGAAGACGAAUCAGAUGAAAAACUCAAUAUAUUUUCCUUAGCAUCAGGUCAUUUGUACGAACGAUUCAUACGAAUAAUGAUGCUGUCGGUACUUAAGCACACAAAAACUCCUGUCAAGUUUUGGUUCCUAAAGAAUUAUUUAUCUCCGCAACUAAAGGAUUUCCUCCCUUACAUGGCAAAGGAGUACGGUUUCGAGUACGAACUAGUCCAAUACAGGUGGCCACGAUGGUUAUUCCCGCAAACGGAAAAGCAGCGAAUAAUAUGGGGCUACAAAAUCCUAUUUCUCGACGUCCUAUUCCCGCUCGACGUUAAAAAAAUUAUCUUUGUGGACGCGGAUCAGGUUGUUCGGGCGGAUUUGAAGGAGUUGCAGCAGUUGGAUCUAGGUGGCGCACCUUACGGUUACACGCCGUUCUGUGACAGCAGAAAAGAAAUGGACGGAUUUCGGUUUUGGAAACAGGGAUAUUGGCGUACGCAUCUACAGGGUCGCAGAUAUCAUAUUUCGGCCCUUUAUGUGGUCGACUUGAAGAGGUUUAGACGAGUCGCCGCUGGAGAUCGUUUAAGAGGUCAAUAUCAAGCGUUCAGUCAAGAUCCGAACAGUUUAUCUAACUUGGAUCAAGAUUUACCGAAUAAUAUGAUACAUCAAGUGGCCAUCAAGUCUUUGCCGCAAGAGUGGCUGUGGUGUGAAACUUGGUGCGAUGAUGCAUCUAAAGCUCAAGCGAAAACAAUUGAUUUGUGCAACAAUCCGAUGACCAAAGAGGCUAAACUGACUGCAGCUAUGAGAAUAGUUCCUGAGUGGAAAGGAUAUGAUGAAGACAUUAGGAAGUUACAACAAAAGAUCGAUUCGGGAGUUCUUGAUCCGGAUCCAGUAGAAAAUUUAGAUACACAUUCAGACCGGACCGAUGUACAUACAGAAUUAUGAUAGGAUUAUUAUUAGUUGUAAUUAUUAAAUUUGUACAAAUAAAACUCCUUAAAUAUUUUUUUAA